GUCGGGGUGGCCGCCGCCGGCGUCAAUCGCGGCGACACGGUCCAGUGGCAGGGCCGGUAGCCGCCGCCUCGCCCUACCCGGGGCUCGAGUGCUCCGGCACCAUCGUCGCUCUCGGGGCCGCGCUGGGCCGUCGGUACCAGGUGUGCGCGCUGCUUACCGGCGGCGGGUAUGCGGAGAAGGUGGAGGUUCCGGCAGGGAAGCUGCUCCCGGUGACGGAGGGGGUGUCUCUGACUGACAGCCCGAGGUGGCCUGCACCGUCUGGUCCACCAUUUUCAUGCUAGCCACCUCCCCCUCGGUGAAUCCUUAUCCAUGGUGGAUCAAGUGGAAUCGGUACAUUCGCUACACAGAAUUCAAAGCACCUUGGAAAUGUACACAUGAGGCAUUAUUCUUUAUCGAAUUUCCGACAUCAGAGACACGUAUGCUGUUAAUCAGGUGCUGAAGAAAAAAUCAAUCCUCUCCACUUGAAGGUAGGUGAUGCACACAGAUUUCUUCUUACCUUGCAAGCACCGUUGGAUGAAGAGAGUAGGCAUGAUCAUGGACAAACGCAUGCCGUCUUGCCUCGAUCUUGCAGGAGAGGAGGACAUUGUUUAUUUGCGUAGGGCUGUCGGGGGAUAAUUCGAUCGAGUAGGAGUUGUUACGUGGAAGAGGAGCUAGCAGCUGGGCGAUCGUUUGGCUAGGUGACGAGGAAGAAAUUGAUACGGCCGGCCGUUGUACGGGAGCACGGCCAGAGAUGGAGUUCGAUACGGUCUGCACCCAAAUCAGAAGGUUUGGCCACCCUUAACAAUAUCCUCAUCGGAUAUAACUUGGGGAAGGCGAAGGCGUACCCCCUACUAUAUAAGCUCGGCCACCCACGCCCCAAACAAAUCACAACCAACCUUUCUCAAGUCGUUUGUUCCCCCGAGCAAUCGAGUUGUGUUCCCGGCGAUCGAUCUAUCCAUCUUGCUGAGCAUCAUGGUUUCCGCUGACGUGGCCCGCAACAUCGUCGGCAUCAUUGGCAAUGUCAUCUCCUUUGGGCUCUUCCUCUCCCCUGUGCCGACGUUCUGGCGUAUCUGCAAGGCCAAGAACGUGGAGGAGUUCAAGCCGGACCCCUACCUGGCGACGCUCAUGAACUGCCUGCUCUGGUUCUUCUACGGGCUCCCUAUCGUCCACCCCAACAGCACCCUCGUCCUCACCAUCAACGGCAUCGGCCUCGUCAUCGAGGGCGCCUACAUCAUCAUCUUCAUCAUCUACGCGGCCAAGAACACAAGGUGGAAGAUGCUCGGCGUGCUCGCCAUCCAGGCGGCGUUCAUGGCUGCUGUGGUGGCCGGUGUGCUCGUCGGCGCCCACACCCAUGAGAAGCGCUCCAUGAUCGUAGGCAUCCUUUGCGUCAUCUUCGGCUCCAUCAUGUACGCCUCCCCGCUCACCAUCAUGGGUAAAGUGAUCAGGACCAAGAGUGUGGAGUACAUGCCAUUCUUCCUGUCACUGGUAAACUUCCUCAACGGUCUCUGCUGGACGGGCUAUGCGCUAAUCAAGUUUGACAUCUACAUCACGAUCCCCAAUGCCCUCGGUACAAUCUUCGGCCUCAUCCAGCUGAUCCUUUACGGGUACUACUACAGAUCUACCCCCAAGAAGGGCAAGAAUGUCGAGCUGCCCACCGUCCUCACCAAAAACGCCGUUACCAGCGGCAACGUCUCCGUCACCAUAGAGAAAUAAGCUUUGCUUCGUUUUUAGCCCUAAAGAUUUUGAGCAGUUAAUACCGGAUGAUACUUCAACAGGUCUGAUGUUAAUUAGUUGUACUUUUUGUUAGCUAGUAGAGUCUGAGAUUGCCUUUAAUUUUGUGAACCAUUGUUGUCUGUCCGAGACUAUAGUGCAAAUUGCAAGUGUAUAUAAAUACCAAUGCAGCUGAGUUAUCCCAGAGAUAUAUUAUGAAAACCA
Molecule: messenger RNA, 1914 nt
Organism: Triticum dicoccoides
Lineage: Eukaryota; Viridiplantae; Streptophyta; Magnoliopsida; Poales; Poaceae
Product: bidirectional sugar transporter SWEET6b-like
Exons: 10
Coding region: 952-1692 (246 amino acids)
Biological process (GO): carbohydrate transport
Cellular component (GO): membrane
Molecular function (GO): sugar transmembrane transporter activity
Source: RefSeq, a predicted model, not a curated record